Molecule: messenger RNA, 1500 nt
Organism: Cheilinus undulatus (humphead wrasse)
Lineage: Eukaryota; Metazoa; Chordata; Actinopteri; Labriformes; Labridae
Gene: fam228a
Product: family with sequence similarity 228 member A
Exons: 9
Coding region: 521-1492 (323 amino acids)
Source: RefSeq, a predicted model, not a curated record
CAGGCCUUUAACGGUUAUCAACAUGUAAUCUUUUGAAAAAGAACAUUCAUUUGCUGCGUAGAGAUCAUAGUCUAUUUGAAACUUAAGGUAGAAGAAAGUCUUAACCUUCUCAUUUUAAGACACACCACUGCAAUUAUUAAAUAGCACAACUGCAAUAUCUUCCGUUUUUAAAUAAAAAAUAAAAUGUUGUCACCCCUAUAUCAAAGUAUUUGUUCAAAAGUUUAAUUUUUGGCUGUCCUGUAAAAAGGCGAAAAUCAGGCCUCAACAUACCUUAUUGUGGUGAGGUCCUUAGAAGCCGCGUGCGUCCUGAGAUAACGUCUUUGAUAGCUCCUGCGUCGUUGUCAUGACAACAGAAAGCCUUCAGACGACAGGACACCUGUAGGAGGCCUGGCCCUCCCCUCUGUCUCUCUGAGUUUCUGCUGAACUGAACAACGAACUGUCAAAUUCUGACAUGAAACCAGGAAAACUUUUGUCACUUUUGGCUUUUUUUUUCACAAACUUCUGACCUACGUCAAAGGAGAUGAGCCCUAAAAAGACAAGAACUCCCAGUGGUGUGAUCACCUUCCACACACCUUUUGCGGUCAGCUUGUUGAAAUCAGAGGAUUGCACAGUAGAUCUAAAGGAGACUGCAGUGAGCAGACAGAGCCCAUCUAUGUCAAGGAAUGCCAGUAAUUGUGUCGGAGCAAGGAAAAGGAAUGAGACCUCACCCUCGAAGCCACAGCUGGGCACAAGUCAAGCCUUGCUCUCUCACUCCUCCCUCAGACGCGUGCAGGCCAAGAUGGAGGCUGAAAAUCAAGAAGCAAAAAGAAUAAUUCAGCCUUUACUGGAUACAGAAAACAGUCUGGUGAAGGAGAUAGAGAGGUAUUUCAGCCAGCGGGAUGUAACAGAGCUGAGGAGGAGGGAGCUGCUGCAUAAACAUUGGUCUGAGAAUGUUUGGCAUCCCCUCCAAAGGAGAGUGAAGGAACUUGUGUCCAGAUGCAGCCUUGUGGAGGCCAAGAGACGCCAGAGCUUAUACAGUCACUAUCUCCAACACUGCAACACCAAGGGUUUUGUGUUUCUAGAAAGCUUCGAUCUGAAGGAAUACAAUCCUUUUCUCCUCAACAUCAGAAAGCCAUACUACCUCAAACUCAGCACAGCUGACUUCAAGGACCCAUUCUACCUUCAGUUACAUGAGAGAGCGAAGUAUCAGAGAACAGCCCACUCUGGUGAAGCAGGAUACAAACGUAAACUUCCUCGUCCUCUCAGUGAUUCUGUUGCAUCUUGGGCUAACACAAACCUCCAGACCUUAUCUAGUUGUCCAGUCUCCACACCAAGAAAAACUCCAGGGGGUUCUCAAGACAACAAGUCCACCAGGCCUCACAACAUCCCAUAUCACAUCAGUGUGUCUGCCACACCAGACGGACGGUGCCAUCGGCCUGACUGCUGGUUCUCAAGCUGUGGAUUUCAGCAACAACCAGUGAUUUUACACCAACUCCAGCCUACAGAUGAAUAAAUUCCCUU